AUGGCAUCUUCCUUGUAUGGGGUUCUCUUCAUUGUUGGCCUGUGUGCUCCAAUCUACUGUGCUCCCCCAGCCAAUAUCCCCAGAGGAGGAUCCGCCUACCCUUCCUCCAUAAAGAGCACCCCCACCUCCCCGGUGUCUUCCCACAACACUGACUUUGCCUUCCAUCUGUACCGGAGGCUGGUUUUGGAGGCCCCGAGUCGGAACAUCUUCUUCUCCCCCAUGAGUGUCUCCACUUCCCUGGCCAUGCUCUCCCUUGGGGCCCGUUCAGCCACCAAGACCCAGAUCCUCCAGGGCCUGGGCUUCAACCUCACAUGCAUGCCAGAGUCCGCCAUCCACCGCGGCUUCCAAAACCUGGUCCACUCAUUCACUGUCCCCGGCAAAGACCUGAGGUUGCAGAUGGGUAGUGUCCUCUUCAUCAAGAGGGAGCUGCAGCUGCAGGCACGUUUCCUGGACAACAUCAAAAGGCUAUACGAGGCGAAAGUCUUUUCUACAGAUUUCUCCAACACCGCCAUUGCCCGGGCAAGGAUCAACAGCUAUGUGGAGAAGGAGACCAGAGGGAAGGUCGUGGACUUAAUCCAAAGCCUUGACCCUCUGACAGCCAUGGUGCUGGUCAACCACAUUUUCUUUAAAGCCAAGUGGGAGAAGCCCUUUAACCCUGCAGAGACAAAGAAAAGCUUCCCAUUCCUGGUGGGCAAGGGAACCACUGUGCACAUCCCCAUGAUGCACCAGGUGGAGCAGUUGGCUUUUGGGGUGGAUCCAGAGCUGAACUGCUUUGUGCUGCAGAUGACCUACAAGGGAGAUGCCAUGGCCUUCUUUAUCCUCCCUGGCAAGGGCAAGAUGAAGCAGCUGGAACAGGCCUUGUCAGCCAGGACGCUGAGAAAGUGGAGCCACUCACUGCAGAAGAGGUGGAUAGAGGUGUUCAUCCCCAAAUUUUCCAUUUCUGCCACCUAUGAUCUAGAAACCAUCCUCCCGAAGAUGGGCAUCCGCAAUGCCUUUGACAAAAGUGCUGAUUUUUCUGGAAUUGCAAAGAGAGACUCCCUGCAGGUUUCUAAAGCCACCCACAAGGCUGUGCUGGAUGUCAGCGAGGAGGGUACUGAGGCCGUAGCAGCUACUGCCACCAAGCUCGUAGUCCGGUCGAAGGAUGGCCCCUCUCACCCCACUGUCUUCUUUGACAGGGCCUUCCUGAUGGUGAUUAUGAAUGAAGCCACAGAGAGUAUUCUCUUCCUAGGGAAAGUUGAAGACCCCACUAAGUCCUAG
Propithecus coquereli (Coquerel's sifaka) is the source of this 1257-nucleotide messenger RNA. It is a transcript of the gene SERPINA9, whose product is annotated as serpin peptidase inhibitor, clade A (alpha-1 antiproteinase, antitrypsin), member 9. Gene Ontology annotation, molecular function: serine-type endopeptidase inhibitor activity. The record is from RefSeq and is a predicted model, not a curated record. The transcript is spliced from 4 exons. Lineage: Eukaryota; Metazoa; Chordata; Mammalia; Primates; Indriidae. Bases 1 to 1257 code for a protein of 418 amino acids. Gene Ontology annotation, biological process: negative regulation of endopeptidase activity.